UGCAGACAAGCUUCGCCUCGGGCACCGCGUGCUUUAUCGCCUGGCCACAAAGCAAGGAAUCCAAAGCAAAGGCAACGGCCAAGUUCGCAGCCAGGGUUACAGCCAAACCACGGCGAUCCGCCGAUCCUAUUAUCCCAAAACCACAACACAAGAACGGGAAGCGUGCAUGCACACGCACGAGCACGAACCUGAGCUGUAGCGCCCUCUCGCUCGCUCCCCGCGCGCAAUGGCCAGCGUAGCCCCAGGUCCCAUGCAAACCAGCCAUGCCUCACGGCGGCCGAUCCCUACAGCUACAGGCCCCGUGCCCGUGGCCGUGCUUCUCGCCGCCGCCGCCGUCGGCCUCCUCGCGCUGCUGCCGUCGCUGGCCGAGGCCGUGUGGGAGGUGCCGCACCUCUUCCUCCUCGGCGCCGUCAUCUCCUUCGGCGUCUUCACGCAGAGGAACAGCGACGCCGACGGCCGCAACAAGGACAGCUCACUGGCGUGGAGCGCGCGGUGCCACCCCGAUGCCCCCCUCGUCGUGAUCGCGGAUCACACGGCGCCGAGCGACGACGACGACAACGACGACUACGGGCUGGAACUGGAAGAAGGCGCACGAGAGACGCCGCUUUCGUUGCCGGUGCGGAGGCUGAAGCCUGCGCCUGCGCCUGUGGCGCAGGAGUCCGAAACCGCCGGCGGCCAUGCCAGCGAUGGUUUCGGUGAGGAGACGACGGAUAGCCGUGCUGCGUCUCCGUCUUCGGGGUUUAGGGCCGGCACGCGCGCCGUCCCUUCGCCGCCGCCCUCUGCUCUUGACGACGACGACGACCGGGGCGUUUCUCAGCCUGCACGGCCGCUCUUCAGAAAGGCCAGCACCGACUGGGAUGUGGACGCCGCCGCCGACGACGGGUCGUCCGACGAGAUGACACCCGUGUCGUCAGAAAGGUCGUCGGUCCGUGCCGACUUCGCCGCUUGUGCCAGUGGCUAUAGCGAUAGCGACAGCGAUGGCGACGGCACGCCUGUGGAUUUGAAGCUGGCGGAGAAGGCGGAGGCGGGCGGGGAGGAGGAAGUGGACCGGAAGGCCGACGAGUUCAUCGCCAAGUUCAGGCAGCAGAUCAGGCUCCAGAGGCACUAGCUGGGCGGCCAUGCAUGGCGUGGCGUGUGCAUGCUCUGCUGAGUCCUGAGCUGAGCAUGCACCGACACACAAAUUACAAAUACCACUGCUGGUGCUGGUCCAGCACGAAGGGAGAACGCAGCAGUAGUUUGUUCAUCUACGUCUAUGACACCAGCAUGUUUCCUGUAUCAUUUUGCUGUUUUUUUUUUUUGGGUUGUUGCUCCGGUUUCAACAAGGAGCCGGAAACAUGUUUUCUGUAUCGUUUUAGGUCUUUGUUCGGUUAAUCCUAUUACCUAUGAAUUGGAUGAGAUUGGAAAAAUUAAGAAAGAACUUUGACUUGUUUGGAAUUUAAACUCACUCAAUCUCACUCAAUCCACAUGGAUUGAGAGCU
Zea mays is the source of this 1478-nucleotide messenger RNA. RefSeq lists its product as uncharacterized. NCBI's taxonomy places the organism in Eukaryota, Viridiplantae, Streptophyta, Magnoliopsida, Poales, Poaceae. The transcript has a single exon. Bases 227 to 1108 code for a protein of 293 amino acids. The record is from RefSeq and is marked predicted.